Pungitius pungitius (ninespine stickleback) is the source of this 2777-nucleotide messenger RNA. RefSeq names its product oligodendrocyte myelin glycoprotein b (gene omgb). The coding region runs from base 446 to 1825 and encodes 459 amino acids. Gene Ontology annotation, biological process: neuron projection regeneration. The transcript has 2 exons. Gene Ontology annotation, molecular function: protein binding. NCBI's taxonomy places the organism in Eukaryota, Metazoa, Chordata, Actinopteri, Perciformes, Gasterosteidae. The record is from RefSeq and is a predicted model, not a curated record.
CAGCCAUCCGAGGGAUUGAGGAGUUCUCUUUGCAGCAGCCUGUGUGCAGGGACCGCUCUGUUAUGUGCUCCAUUUCUCCUUAGUUACCCACCCUCCUAAUACUCCCGACCAAUACCCCACCCCUCCUCACUCACUCGCACUGCACAGAGCAAAUCCACAGCCUGCAGUGCCUGAUCGCGCCAUCUCAAAGAUUCAUAAAGGCAAAAUCAAACUCUCUGCUCUUCGGGCAGGACAAACUGGAAGGCAUUGAGGGCAACCUAAAAAGAAAAAAAACACUGGACAAGUAAGCAAGCGUUCUAAUUCUAUCAAGGCACUUCAGGCAUAUAGAAGAAGAAGAAGAAGAAAGAAAAGCGCUUUAGCAGAGCAGCAGCUGGGCUUGAAAGCAGGAGAAAGGACCGGCUGGACGGCGGAAAAAAGAGCAGAGAAAAGUGACUGGAAUGAUAAGAUGAGAAGCAGGCGUGUGCCGCUGACCCCAAGUGAGGCCCUUCUGGAACUGCUGCUCGUGUUGCUUCUGGGGCUGCAUGUCCUGGCCGUGUGUCCCACCAUGUGCUCCUGCAGCAGCACCCACAGGGAGGUGGACUGCUCGUGGAGGGGCCUGAGGCAGCUUCCCGACGGCCUGCAGCACAACGUGCGCUCCCUCAACCUGUCCCACAACCGACUCCACGGGCUGGAUGGCCAGCUCACCGCAUACACCCACCUCCGCUUACUGGAUCUGUCUCACAACAGGCUGAGCCACCUGCCCGCUGGCUUGCCUCGUUCCCUGUGGCAGCUGCACGCCGCCUCCAACCGCCUCCAGCUGCUGGACAAGAACGACACCGUCCACCAGUGGAAUCUGCGGCUGCUUGACCUCUCGAACAACAAGUUGGAGCGGGCCAUCUUCAUCAAUAACACGCUGACCAAUCUGUGCAUGCUCAACCUGAGCCACAACCACUUCCGGACUUUCCCCACCAACAUGCCGGUGCACCUGGAGAACAUCGACAUGUCCCACAACUUGCUGGUGAACGUGCUGCCGGGAUCUCUGGACCGACUCCUCCGCCUGGCUCACUUCUAUCUGCAUGCCAACCGCUUGUCUACGCUGCCAUUAGGAGUUUUUGACAAGAUGUCGUCUCUUAGGGUCAUCACCCUGGGCGACAACCCUUGGGCCUGCCACCUUGAUGCCGACAUCACCCACUUGCUGUCCUGGACGCAACAGACACCUGCCCGUGUCCUGGGAUGCCCUUGCCAUACCCAGCCGGUCUGUGGAGGGGUGCGCCCCGGCAGGACUGGAGGGUGGCACUUUGCCUCCUACAACCUGCCCCCCCUUGCAGCGACCGCCCAGGACCUGGGCUCCAUGCCCCCUGAGGCCAGCGUCACCGGGUGGUGGUACUCGUCGGGUUCGGCGCCAAAAAGCACCCUGGACACCCCAAAAGAGACCUUGACUCCUCUCCCAAACAGCCCCUCACGCACCUCCACCCAGAACACCAGAAGCACGGGCACACGGGUAACUACCAAUCAGCUCUCUGCAUCUGGCGGACCGCGCCACACGCUCCACGCGGACCCCACCGACUCGGUGCACGGCAGCGACGCAUCCCCUUUUCCUGACACGAGUUUCAUCUCUGUAAGGCCGGUCAGGGCAGACACGACGCCGGCCACGGGUCCGUUUUUCACGACAGAGAGCGCCUCCAUCCAGACAAAGAAGACGACAACUCUUCGCACCAGGAGCGUGAGGAGGAAGAAUCAGUCCGUCCCCAGUGGCAUCAGCCGCGGCGGGCCGGCUCUGGCGACCUCCUGCUCUGAGCCUUUCCUCCACAUCCUUCUGACCCUCGUUGUACAACGAGUCUUCUAGGAGACCUAGAAAAAUAGAGCACACACACACGCUGACCAUUCUAGUACUUUCGUGUUUGUUUAUUACACACUUUGGAGCCAACUGAUCAUUUUAAGUACCAAGUUUAACAAUCCCUGCUAUUCUCAGUUUGGUAUGAAGCUAUUUUUAUAAUAAAUAGCCCAAAAAAGGAUUCCCUUUUACAACAACCUUUUUUACUAGCCUCCAGAAGAAGAAAAAAAUAUUGUAAUGAACAUAGCUAAGCACAUGGUGGCACUAUACAUCCAGCUACGGUUUUCUUAUGUAACUGAAUGUAGCCUUGUUGCUUAUCUGCAACUACAGUAUGUACAUUUCAAUGAUGCCCAGCGCACAUUAUCAACUAAAAAAUGUUAUUUUUCCUUUUUUUUUUGUUGGAAUUUGGCAUAGGUUGCAUUGGUCACAUUGUGAUCAUAUUUCAUUUUUCAUUUUUCAUUGCACUGGCUUUUAACAAAAGCAUGGCACACAAAAUAUACUUAUUUAGACUCUUUUGCAAAUUUUAAUGAAUGGAUUACCUUGAUGCCUGCUUAUGUCUUUUCAUCUAAAAAAACAUAUCACUGACAAAAGGAGAGACCUCUUCUUGGCACAGGGUGAAUGUAAAAUAACUGGUCAUGCCAAAGGCCAAGGCCAUGCCAGGGACCAAAGCGGACUCUGAAGAGCGAGGGCGGUGAGCGGAUAAAUGGACAAUGGUGCAUCACUAUCUUGAACAAACUGAGUGCCAAGUAGUACCGCUUCUGUAUGUCGAUCACAUCUCAAACUUAAGUGUCCUUCAUGAUUCAGUGACGCUCGUGAAAAUGAUUUGCAUGGUGAUUGAGCGCUCCAGGUAUGCUAACCUAUACUGCUCUAUUGCUGCAGAGCAUCGAAGCACAGACUUAGGAAGAAUACAGUGGAAUGCUUUGUACUGGGCGAUUUCUUUAAAUAAAACUAAUGAAACAUCUGC